AAACAAUGAGUUUGGAGAUUUCCCCCGGCGUGAGAGCGCGGACUGAAAGCUGGGUGUUCAAAGGGUGUGUGGGAACGGACCGAGACCCGCAUCUUCUGGGCAAAGUUUUCUGGGAGAUGGAAGAAGAGAGGGUCGGGACUGAGUUGCUGGUGCUUGGGGACAGAGCAGCCCGAGCUGCGCACCAAGGCUCAGAGUCGGGCGGGAGAUGCGGGGAGAGGGAGGGGGCGGGGAGGGAGGGGAGGGAGAGAGGAGGAAGGGGUGAGAGGGAGAAACCUGCCGCGGCUCUCCGCCUCUUUGUCUGCUCUGGGACUUGGAACAAAAGGGGGAACUCUGAUGAACUCCUUCUCCCGCUCCCUGGACGCCCGAGUACCUCUUUCUCCCAACUUUGUCAACGCGACUUUCUCCGCUGUCAGGCUGCGCAAAAGUGUCCUAGCGCCUCGCAGGCUGCAACAAUGGAAACAAUGUCCCUUCAAAGUGCGACGAAGUGGAGGGAGAAGGUGUCAUACCAGCGGCUCCAAGAGUCAUGUCACGCACUUAGCAGGAGUACAUCUACUGAAAUGCCUUCGAAUUAUUCUUACUGGAUAUAUAACCUACCAACCACUAUCAUGGAGCUGCCAGGACCACAGCAAGUUAGUACUGGACGAAAUACCAUCAACUUCUUCAUUUAGGGUUUCUUCAGUUAAAUUGUUGGGAUUUUUUGACAAGGCUUUCCUUAUGUGGAUUAUUGGAGUGUGAUGCCCGGGAAUUCUCUACUUAUAGAAGUACUCCCGUGUGGCUGCAGAAGCCUUCCCACCCAGCACAUUCAGAAAGUACUGUCUUAAACCUCACCCAUGUCAGUGGAGGCAGCAUUAUCAUCAUUAUUGUCGUCAUCAUCAUCAUCAUCAUCAUCAUCAUCAUCAUCAUCAUCAUCAUCUGAGAAAAAGAAAUAUGCCUUUAUGAAUGACAUAAGAAGAUGUGAAUGAGUGAUGGCCAUCCAGUGACCAGCUGGGACUGACUGCCUUACAAGACGCCAUGUGUAUGAUUAAGAGACAUACAUGCGUGACUCCCAUUUACCUCCUUCCUGUCCCACAGAGUUACUGAAGGGAGUGAGUUAUGGGGUAACAUAUAACACGGCAGGCUUUUCCUCAAGAUAGCCCUUGUCAAAACAGGAAGAUGAAACUCAGGUUUCAACGAGGAGUCCACAACUUGGGAUCCUGUCUUAAUUACAAGCAGACACGUCUUCAGACUUUUCUGUUUCUAACUGUCAUGCCCCCAAGGAGAUGUCUGCUGAGAGGUAGAAUCACCUACGGGAGUCCUGCCACUAUUUGCAGAUGCUUCGACAAGUUCAGCCUCAGACUUGGGAGUCUAACGGUGUUAGCAGCUGAGUCCAUAGGUGGUUGUUUUUAUUGUCCCAUUGGCAUGGAUUUCUUCAAGAAGAGGAGGAGGAGGAGGAAGAGGAGGAGGAGGAAGAAGAACAAGAGGAAGAAGAAGAAGAAGAAGAAGAAGAAGAAGAAGAAGAAGAAGAAGAAGAAGAAGAAGAAGAAGAAGAAGAAGAAGAAGAAGACCAACAACAACAUGUUGCAUGGUGCCAGCGCUAUGGAACAUAUUGGGCUGAGCUUUGAACAGCUGGGGAUGGCAGUGAGUCCCAACCCCUCUAGGAGGAAUCCCAGAACUGCCAAGUCAUCAGACUUGAAGAGGAAAGGGACCAAGAAAGGCUAUGAGGCUGAAGUUGGGUGAGAGCCACUCCACACCUGCCCUGGAUGGACAAGGCAAGGGUUUUUCAUUACAUUCUUUCACAUUGCUUUCCAAGAUGGGUUCCUACAGAAGAAGGUAUCCGUGGGGAAGAGUCAGAAUUGAGCUUAGCUUUGCUGUCCACCAUGUCUUAUUUUGAGAAUUUACUUACUGUUCAGAUUCAGUUUCUUCCUGUGCAAUUGAAAUGUACUUAUUCACUUCAUCUGAUUUUUUUGGGAAGAGUAAUAUUAAGUGAAAUAAAACAUUGAAUAUUUCUAAGACAGCUAUGUAGACAGCUAUGUAAGACACACAGACACCUCUGUGCACAUAUACCGUUAGUUUUAAUUUCUGUGUUUCUUAGAUGAAUUGAUGCCAAUCUUUUCUUUUUUCUUUUGGUUGUGCUAUGUAUUAAACCUGGAACUUAAUGCAUCAAGGCAAGCACUCUACUACUGAGCCAUACCUUAGCUCCACUGGUAGAUUCUCAAUAGGAUCUAACUCUGAGCUCAGAUAGUAGGCAGGCACUCUAUAGUUGAGCCACCCUCCUAAACCCUGACUAGUGGAUUCAGAGAGGCAGGUCCUCUACUGCUGAUCCCUGCCCUCAGCUCCUCCUUGUCAGAUCCUAGGCAAACAUUAUAGUACUGCACUAUGCACGUAAUCCCUCAAUAGUAAACUGUACACACUACCAUUAAGCCACAUGGCAACCCUUUAUUGGCCUACUGAUGAUGUUACAAGCAUUUUUGAACACACCUAUUGACUAAGACAAUGUCUUGACUCUGGGGGAUGUUCCCCACAUUUUUGUAUUGGUCUUGUAAUAUGGUGUUCUUUAGGGAAUUAUCUAGUAGAAACAUAUGUCUUAAGUUGGAGAGAGAAAAAUCUUAUACUUUAGUUCAAAUUAAGUAUGCUCCUUUAAACAAGCAAACAAACAAAAACAACAACAACAAC
Mastomys coucha (southern multimammate mouse) is the source of this 2652-nucleotide messenger RNA. RefSeq names its product protein TMA23-like. Bases 1153 to 1716 code for a protein of 187 amino acids. The transcript has 9 exons. NCBI's taxonomy places the organism in Eukaryota, Metazoa, Chordata, Mammalia, Rodentia, Muridae. The record is from RefSeq and is a predicted model, not a curated record.